Messenger RNA from Durio zibethinus, 1301 nucleotides. RefSeq lists its product as uncharacterized. The record is from RefSeq and is a predicted model, not a curated record. NCBI's taxonomy places the organism in Eukaryota, Viridiplantae, Streptophyta, Magnoliopsida, Malvales, Malvaceae.
GCAGCUGCCUUGCUAUAAAUUUGGUGGGAACCAAAACUCGUAGCCACCUUAAAAUUUGCAAAUUCCUAACAAAGGAAACCAACAAAUAUCGAGGUGGUCGGAUAAAUGGAAAAGAUCCCGGUGACACGACAGAAUUCAGAGGAAAUUGACAGGUUCCUUGAGGGAGCGGCGAGUUUUGCCGAUAUGAUGUUUGGGUUUUUGGACGGAAGCAAUGAUUCAGAGGAAAAUUUGAGGGACUUUGUUGACCGUGAUGAGAAUCCUAACGAUGAUGAGGAUGCUAUCCAGGUUGAACAGAACAAGAUUUUCUGGGAAGCCCAAGAACAGCUUCUUCAGGUAAAGGCAACAUUGUACCGAACUACUUCUCUAGAAUCAAGAAUUCGACAAGCUACAAAAGAAGCAUUGAGGGAAUUAGAUGUGGUGGGAGUGCAAUGCGCUUGUCGGAGACCGGUGGCCGGAGGUUGUCGGAACUGUUUUCAAAGGGAGCUCUCGAUUCGUCUCCAAAACAUAGGUUUCAAUUGUUACAUACGCAAGUCCAAGUGGAGGAGGUCCUCGGAAAUUCCCUCAGGGGAGCACACGUAUUUAGAAGUGUUGGACAAAUCGAACGGCAAAAAGGGAGAGGUAAGGGUCGUGAUCGAGUUGAAUUUCCGAGCUCAAUUCGAAAUGGCCAGGGCCAACGAAGAUUACAACAAGUUAAUCGCCCGGCUACCGGAACUAUUGGUUGGCAAAGCAGAGAGGCUGAAAGCAUUGAUCAAGAUUUUAUGUGGUGCAGCCAAAAAAUGCAUGAAAGAGAAAAAAAUGCACUUGGCUCCAUGGAGAAAGCACAAGUACAUGCAAGCGAAGUGGCUGGGAACAUACGAGAGAACAACGCCGGCACUUUUGCCGGUGGGAUAUUCAGACCGGCCACAAAAGCCCAAGGCUUCCAUGCUAACCUUUGAUCUGCAAGAGAAUUUGCCUGGCUUUCAUUACACUGCCGUCGAAGUUGUGUAGUGAUGAUCUCGAGAAACAUAAUUUUGUUGGCGGAAAUAUAAAUCAAGUUUUGAUCGCCUCUUAAAAACACUUAGUAAUUACAUUAUCAAAAUAUUAUGGCUUUUCUGAAUUCUCCAAGGGGAGGUAGAACUUGUGAUGAUAGACGAUGGAGAGAAGAAUUUUGUUUGUUUUAGCAUCAGUUUUAAACCCAAGAGGAUAAUAUAUUAAUAAAGAAGGAGACUGUAAAUACACCAAUGAUUAAUGUUUCAAUAUUAUUAUGGGUAUUAAUGGUGUUUUUUGUUUAAUAACAAUUAAGUGCAAAGUCAUUGUUAAAG